Recurvomyces mirabilis is the source of this 534-nucleotide messenger RNA. RefSeq lists its product as uncharacterized. Lineage: Eukaryota; Fungi; Ascomycota; Dothideomycetes; Mycosphaerellales; Teratosphaeriaceae. Gene Ontology annotation, molecular function: protein-macromolecule adaptor activity. The transcript has a single exon. Bases 1 to 534 code for a protein of 177 amino acids. Gene Ontology annotation, biological process: proteasome regulatory particle assembly. The record is from RefSeq and is a predicted model, not a curated record.
AUGUCAUCGGGAACAACCACAAGUCCCAUCGACCCAGCCCGCUUCGCUAUGGCCCUUGAAUCCCUCCCCCUUGACGCGCUUCACUCUAAAGCGGCUGAAAUACGGAACAGCAUAUUACACCUCCGCCACAGCAACGAACAAAUGAUGCCCUUUGCCGACGAAGGCGACCAGGAUUGCAAGGAUGCCAUGUUCGAGAACCUUACCGUGAUUGGGCGCAUGAAUAUGAGGGUGCAUUUACUGAAGGCGGAGGUGGAGAGAAGGGGUAUGAUUUGGGUGGAGGAUCCGAGUGAUCUGAGACAGGCACCAUUGGAAGGUGACGCGGUUGUGGUUGAGCGGCAACAGGAUGGUGCGGAAGGUGGAGUCAAUGGUGUGGGACAUGCCAACGGGGCAUUAGAGAAUGGUACCACAGAUAGCAGAAGUGCUGCGCGUGCGCCUAGUGGGAGGCUCACGGACGAGGAGCUACGGCGACAGAUUGAGGCGCAGAUGGGAGUAGAUGCGGACGAGGAGGAGGAGGAGGAUGGAGUACAUCUGUGA